AUGAAGGAGGAAAACCUUUCCCUGGAGUCCCCCGAGGGCAGCGCGGCCACCAGCGAGGACGAGGCCGAGCGGCUGCCCAGGAAAAGCGUCCGCAAGCGCGGGCAGGGCCCUGGCGGAGCCCCCUCACCGCAGGGCAAGCGCAGCCGGCGCAGCCCGGCCCCGCAGCCCCCCGAGGACGCCCACGCCCAGCGCGUCAUCGCCAACGUGCGGGAGCGCCAGCGCACCCAGUCCCUCAACGACGCCUUCGCCGAGCUGCGCAAGAUCAUCCCCACGCUGCCCUCGGACAAGCUCAGCAAGAUCCAGACGCUCAAGUUGGCCGCUCGCUACAUCGACUUCUUGUGCCAGGUGCUGCAGAGCGACGAGCUGGACCACAAGGUCGCCACCAGCUGCAACUUCCUGGCCCACGAGAGGCUCAGCUACGCCUUCUCUGUGUGGAGGAUGGAGGGCGCCUGGUCCAUGUCGGCGUCGCACUGAGCCGGGUCUCCACCUCGAUGGAAGCAGCUCCAGCACCCAAAACCCCACAGAAACCUCCCCGGAGAGAAGAGGGAACAACCCCCAAACCCCCCGACAGCCCUGGGGACCCCAAAAACUGUAGGAAUGUGCCCGAGGGGGCCUCAGCAGGAGCUGGUUUGAGUUGGUUCGGGUGCUGCUGGAGGAACUCAGGGCUGUAAUUUACCGUGGGCUCGCAGGUAAGGAACGAUCCCAAUUUCCUCCUCCGGGACUGCCGGGAAGCCGAGCCCUUCCCAGACCCUCCCAGAGCUGCCUCGAGCCAGGACCGGGCAGGAAAAUUCCUCCAGGAUGAGGGGAAAGGGAGCCCUCCAAGGACCUCGGGGGUCCCCCUGCUUUUAUCCCGCUCCGAAGGCUCCACGUUCCCAUGGAUGAGGAUUCGGGGGAUUUGGGGGCUGCUGACCCCCCCCAAGGCACCCCCAGCCACUCCUGCCCCACGGGUGGGGCCUCAGGACGCCCUGGAGGAAGCUCCCAAUCCCUUGGGAUUUAUCAGGAAUCGAGGCUGGAGACGGAGCCGCCGGGAAUGGGGGAUUUUGGGGCCGUGUCGGGAACUCUGAGUGGGUCUGGGCUCUUCUGGGGGUGUGGAGAGGGCGGGGAAGGGACCAUGGAGGUGUUGGGGUGACCAAAAUGACCCCAAUAAAGCCCAGGGGGAAUAUUCCAGGGUUCAAUCCUUGUUUUUCCUAUGCACAUAGUGCUGCUGGGUCCCCCCUGCACCUCCCUCGGCUGGACUGCUUUUAUUGGAAUCAGGCAAAAAAAAAAAAGAACCACAGGUUUUUUUUUUUGCCUGUUAUGGCAGAAAAAGGGGAAAAAUCCCUUCCAGGGAGGCUGCAAGAGGCCUGAGCCCCCAAAUAUUCCAUGGGUGAGGAAUUCCUGUUGUGAUCAGAUUUGGGGUGCACCAAAGAAUCCACGAAAGAGCCACAGGAAGGCCCAGAGUGACUUUUUCUACCCAAUUCUCAAUUUUUAUGUGCAGUGGGAAUGGAUUCCCUGCUCCAGGGAGUCGACUGCACUCUUAAAAAAAAUCUGGAGGUGCUUAAAAAAAUCAAAACUCUGUUAAGAAUGGGGUUGUGGUGGCUUUGUUCAGCACCUCACGGGAAGGAUUUUGCAGCUGAGAAACAAAACUGGCAUCAGAAGUUAAAAUCUUCUCUCAAAAAAUAAUAAAUUGUGCUUGAAAAGUAAAGGGCAAAAACCUAUCUGUGGAGUGAGACUCCAGUUUCCAACCAAAUCUUUUUUCAAAAAGGGGAAAUCUAUUUUUUAAAAUAUAUUUUCAAGUA
This is a messenger RNA of Vidua chalybeata, 1778 nucleotides long. RefSeq names its product twist-related protein 2-like. The transcript has 2 exons. Bases 1 to 474 code for a protein of 157 amino acids. The record is from RefSeq and is a predicted model, not a curated record. Gene Ontology annotation, biological process: regulation of transcription by RNA polymerase II; developmental process. NCBI's taxonomy places the organism in Eukaryota, Metazoa, Chordata, Aves, Passeriformes, Viduidae. Gene Ontology annotation, molecular function: DNA-binding transcription factor activity, RNA polymerase II-specific; RNA polymerase II transcription regulatory region sequence-specific DNA binding; protein dimerization activity.